AUGUGUGAACAAACAAAGCGUUAUUUUUCUCCACGUCUUGUUGAUUAUGUGAUUAUAGUUGGUUGUCGACAUCCAAAUAAAUAUAAUCAUGUAACACAAACACCAGAAUUACUUCGUCGUUAUCCAUUAGAAGAUCAUAAAGAUUUUUCAUUACCACCUGAUGUUAUAUUUUUUUGUCAACCUGAAGGUUGUAUAAAUACAGGUCAUCAACGUACAGGAUUUCGUCAAUUAACAUCAUUUGUAUUUACAUUAACUGAAAAAGAUUCUAAUCGACAACGUUUUGGUAUAUGUGUAAAUUUUUAUCGACAUUUUUCACGACGUACAUGUUCAAUACAUAAUCAUAAUGAAGAAAAAUUUGAACAAACUGAUUCAUCCGAUGAUACAACUCAUACAACAUCAAUAAAUGAACAAACAACUAAUAAUGAUGAAAUAAAUAAUAAAGAACAUAAACGUAAACGACGUUUAAGAAAUAAUACAUUAACAUCUAUUUGUCUUAUAAGUCAUCAUCCAUUUUUUACACGUUUUCGUGAAUGUCUUGUUACAUUAAAAACUAUAAUUGAUGCUUGUAAUGAACGAUCAAGUGCAAAACGUACUGGUGCAUCAAAAGGAAUAUCUAGAGAAACAGUUUGGGGUGUAUUAACAGGUCAAGCAUGUGAAUGUACAUCGAAUUUAGUAGGUCAUGAAGUACGAGAAAUUGAAACAUGGAUAUUACGAUUAUUAAGUGCACCAGUUUCUAUACCAGGAAAAACAAAAAUUUUGAUUGAAACAUUACCAAAUGAACCACCGAUGUUAUUUGCUUUACCUGAUCAUACAAGAUUUUCACUUGUAGAUUUUCCUCUUCAUCUACCACUUGAAUUACUUGGUGUAGAUUUAUGUAUACGAGUUUUAACAUUAAUCAUGUUAGAAAAUAAGGUUGUAUUUCAAUCUCGUGAUUAUAAUGCAUUGACAAUGAGUGUUUUGGCAUUUGUUGCAUUACUUUAUCCACUUGAAUAUAUGUUUCCUGUUAUACCAUUAUUACCAACAUGUAUGACUGGUGCCGAACAACUUCUACUUAUUCCAACACCAUUUAUUAUUGGUGUACCAGCAAGUUUUUUUCCUUAUAAAGGAAUGCCAAUAAAAAAACUUGAUGAUACAUGGAUUGUUGAUCUUGAUGCAAAUCAAAUUAUACAACCGCGACAAGCGGAACCAUUUUUUGACAUUCCAGAAUUUGAAUAUAAUAUUUUAAGUAAUCAUUUAAAACAAGCCUUAAGUAGUAUGUCAAUAGAUCCUGAACCAAUUCAAAGUUUUGAUGCUAUGCUCAAUGAUAAAUCAUAUUUAAUGACAACACAUAAUUCCAUUCCAUUACCAUCAACAGCAUAUAAUCCAUUUAUAUAUGGUAAUGAUGUUGAUUCAGUUGAUAUAGCUACACGUGUUGCUAUGGUUCGAUUUUUUAAUUCACCAAAUAUACUUGGCAAUUUUAAUGAACAUACACGUACAUUACGAUUACAUCCACGAGCUGUUGUAGCUUUUCAAUAUAGUAGUUUUAUUAGAUCACGACCAGUUAAAUCAGCAUUUAUUAUUCGUUUAGCAAAAACACAAGCUGUAGAAUUUUUUGCUGAAUGGUCACUUUGUCCAGAUAAUGUAGCAUUUUUACGUGUACAAACAGGUGUUUAUGAUCCAGCACUUAUUGGAGAUAAACCAAAAUGGUAUAGUCGAAAUUUAACAUUAAUACCAUUUAAAGUCAUCGAAGAAAAUAGUACACUUAGUCAGGCAGUUACUUCAUUUAAUACUAAAGCACAUGAUAUUGAACAUUCAGCAACAGAUGAAAGUGGAAGUGAUUCUGAAGAAGAUACUUCAAGUUCUGAUUAUACAUCAUUAAGUGAUUUUGUAUCGGAAAUGAUUAAUAGUGAAAUAUGUGGAGAAAUUCGAGUUGUUAAAACUUAUCCAGAGAACCAAGAAAAAACAGCUUGUGUAGAAUAUUCAACUGUUUAUAGUCCACCAGAAUAUUUAGAAAUUCCUGAUAGUGGUUCAAAUAAAACUCCAAGUCCAAAUACAAGUGGAAAUGAAUCAAGUCAAUCAAUGAGUGAAUCAACAAUAAGUUCAAGUUCAAAUUCUCUUGUUAAUUCAAGAUUAAAUUCACCUUCAGAUGAUACAAAUGAUAUUAUACCGGAUCUAUCAAGUAGUAUACAUGAUAUGGAUUCAAAAUCCAGUUCAGCAACAAUUACACCAGUUACAAAAAGUUUUCCAAAACCACUUUUUGAUUCAAAAACAAUAAUGAAUGAAGAUAAUACAGGACAGAUUUCACCUCCAGAAAUUCGUCCAAAAAAUAUAUCAGCUCAAGGAAAUUCUAGUCAACGUGCUCGUACAACUGUGUCACGUACAGAUAGUCAUGAUUCAACAGCAAGUGCAUUAACAAUGAAAUCUGGACGUUUACAUCGAAAUGAUUCAGAAAAUACAACAUCUGUUAAUCAUUCAUUACUACAACAAGUUGGUGAUGAAAUUAAUUCAACCAUGGCAGGUCGAGUAGUUACAAAUAUGGCAAAAAUGGCAACAAAUAAAAUGUCUGAAUUACUCUCAUCAACAUCUGAAAAUCCUCGUCAAGGAAAUUCUCCAUUGAUUCGUGCUAAUCGUCCACCACCAUUUCCAUUUCCAAAACAAAAUCGUAAAAUAGAAAAACCAAGUCUAGUCAAACAUGGUACAACAAUAUCAAAUGCUUCUAUGAUAACACGACAACAAAAUGCUGAAGCAAAAGCUAAUACUCAUAGUGAAAAUCAACAAUUUUUAAAAGAUAUUGUUACAAAUGUUCUUGAUGGACAAGGUAUUGGUUGGUUAAAAAUAAAUCGUGUUAAAAAAUUAAUGGAAGAUGAAAAUUAUCGAAACUUUGUUCUUAGUCGUCUUAAUACAAAUCUUGAUAAAAAAUAUUCUGAUGAAGAUGAUCAUAUUGAAGAUGUUAAAGUUAAUCGUGCUGUUUUUAAAGGUAUGACAAAUAUUUUACGAGCUGUUAUACAAGGUCUUGAAAUAACAUUUGAAAAUAAUGGUCUUGGUGGUAUGGCAUCAACAUUUCAAUUACUUGAAAUAGCACAUACACAUUAUUGGAUAAAAGAUAAUAAAAAUGAUUUAAGUCCAAUGUCCGAACGAAAUAGUCCUCUUAGUGGUAGUCGAGAAAGUUUAUCAGCAAUUGAUUCAAAUAUUUCAUCGAAUCCAACAUCACUUUCAACGAUUAUUCCAACUCAACAGCAACAACAACAACAACAACAGCAGCAGCAGCAAAGCAAUGUAACAAAUCCAAAUACAGGACUUGUUGCACAAUUAGGAAGUUUAUGGCGUGAAUCAAAAUUAGCACUUGCACGUAGCUAUGCGACAGCUGCACAAGCAAGUAUGAAUUUUGGAGGAAAUGUUGAACUUCGCACUAAUCCAAAACAUUCAUUUUCACCGCAUGUACCGUUUUAUUCGACACUUACUGUUAGUUCAUCAUUAUCAUCGAAUAUAAAUUCAAAUAUUCGUCCUAUGAAUACAGAUCGAAUACAGGCAGCAGAAAAUCAUGUUCGACCUGAUUCAUUGAAUAUUACGAAUGACUCAACAUCGAAAACAAUUGCUAAUAAUUCACGUAUAAAUUCAAUAGUAACUGAUGAAGAAAGUGGAACAGAUUCAAGUUCAUCUAGUCGACGUCAAUCAAAAAUAAAUCAUCAUCAUAUACGUACAUCAAAUCAAUGGAAUGAUGAAAAAUUAAAAAUUCGACGAUUAUCAAAUGUAACAACAUCGAAAAGUUCUUUUUCUGCAGGAUAUAGAUUUCGUAAUGGAUCAGUUCUUCAAGUAGCAGAAAAUAAUUUAUCGACUUCUAAUGAUAAACAAUAUUUAUUUGAAGUUCUUAUUGGUAGUUCACGUAGUCAUUUAUGGGAUCAAAUGCAAGUAUGGGAAGAUGUUUUUCUUGAUGCUGUUGCACAAGAACGUGAUAUUAUUGGUCUUGAUCAAGGUCCAGCUGAAAUGAUGGAACGUUAUUAUUCAUUAUCAAAUGCUGAUCGUAAACGUUUAGAAUUAGAUGAAGAUCGUUUAUUAGCUGUUAUGCUUUAUAAUUUAAUUGCAUUUAUGAUAAUGAUGCGUGUUAGUAAAGAAGAAAUUCGUCGAAAAAUUCGUCGAAUACUAGGUCGUUGUCAUAUUGGUUUAACAAUGAGUCAACAAGUCAAUGAAUUACUUGAUAAUAUUUCAAAUUUAAAUGGUAAUGAUGUUGAUUUACGUCCAGUUGGUAGUCGAUUAUUACAAAAACAAAGUUUUACUGUACAUUGGGGAACAGAUAAUACAGGAGAUAUGCUUUUUAUGGAGGUUUGGGACGAUUGUAUUAUACUUCGAAGUGUACUUGGUGAAGUUUAUGAUCGUUGUUGGUUUGAAAAAUUAGUUAAUAUGACAUUUUGUCCAAAAACGAAAGUACUUUGUUUAUGGCGUAAAGCUGAUGGUGAAACACAACUUAAUAAAUUUUAUACAAAACGAUGCCGUGAUUUAUAUUUUUCAAUAAAAGAAGCUAUGGAAAAAGCAGCAUCACGAAUGAAAGGUUCUUUACCUGGUCAAGAAUUAGGUGGUGAAUUUCCAAUAAGAGAUGUUAAUACAGGUGAAGGAGGAAUUUUACAAGUUUGUCUUGAAGGCAUUUGCUUAACAUUUGAAAAUGAUAAAGAAUUUAUUGAAUUACAAAAAAUUCGAAAAUGUACAACACAAAAAGGAGAUAUAUUUGUACUUGAAGAAUUUGAUCCAAAUACAAAACAAAUACUUAUUAGAAAAUAUAAAUCUCCAACGGCGAGUAGCGCCCUGCUUGCUUUUCAUCGUGUUGUAUCUAUUAUGGUUGAACGUCGAAAACUAACUUCUCCUAACCCUGUAUCCAAUGUCAAUAAUCAUCAUACACAGCAGGCUAUCGAUGGAUUAGGCUGA
Rotaria sp. Silwood1 is the source of this 4896-nucleotide messenger RNA. The record is from the annotation of a GenBank genome assembly. NCBI's taxonomy places the organism in Eukaryota, Metazoa, Rotifera, Eurotatoria, Philodinida, Philodinidae.